Molecule: messenger RNA, 1158 nt
Organism: Lolium perenne
Lineage: Eukaryota; Viridiplantae; Streptophyta; Magnoliopsida; Poales; Poaceae
Source: RefSeq, a predicted model, not a curated record
AUGAAGCAGCAAAGGGAAACUACAAAUGCUGCUGAAAAUCCUGUGCAAAAUGAUGAUUUGGAUGCCUCCCAACACUCUGCUGAAGAAACAACAGAAAAUGACGAACUUGGCGCGCAAUCCGAGGUAGAUUCUGGAGAAACUUCUUCUCCAGCCGGCGCUGACAGCGAGGAGGAUUCUCCCGCCCCGCCCUCGCCUCCCGUGUCGUCCUCGCACUCCGCGCCCGCCACUCCGCGUGCACCCUCGCCUCCCGUGCCGUCGCCUGUCCUGGAGCACCCGCGCGCCAUUCCGCAGCCGCCGCGUGGCGCUGCCCCCCCUCCCCGCAUGUGCACGCGCCUGCUGCUGCUCCCUCCGGAUCUGCUGCGCCUAGCAAUGCUGUGGUGCCGCCUCCUGCCCCAUCUUCUUCGCCUCCUGGACCGCGUACUCGUCUUCAGAGAGGUAUACGACAGCCCAAGAAAUAUACUGACGGUACUGUACGCUAUGGAUUUUGGUUUUACACCUUCAAAGGCUGAUACUUCUCUGUUCCUUUACACUCGAGCUGGUGUUACUAUUUUUGUCCUUAUCUAUGUUGAUGAUAUUAUUGCUACCAGCUCCUCUGAUCAUGCAGUCUCUAUCCUUCUUAAAGAUCUGAAUGUCCAUUUUGCUAUCAAGGAUUUGGGACCUCUUCACUUCUUUCUUGGUCUUGAAGUUAAACGCACACAUGAUGCUCUUUUGCUUACUCAGGAGAAGUAUGCACAUGAUUUGGUUGCCAAGGUCGGCAUGCUUGGGUGCAAACCUGCACCUACACCACUCUCUUCUUCCGAGUCGUUAUCCUUACAUGAAGUUACUCCUCUUGGCCCUGAUGACAGCUCUCAGUACAGAAGCAUUGUUGGUGCUCUUCAGUAUCUUACACUCACACACCCAGAUUUGGUUUUUUCUGUCAACAAAGUUUGUCAAUAUUUGCAUGCUCGUACCACUGCUCACUGGACCGCUGUUAAGCGUAUACUUCGUUAUAUUAAGGACAUUGUCAAUCUUGGUAUUACUUUUCGCAAGUCUUCAUCCACCCUUCUCAGUGCAUUCUCAGAUGCUGAUUGGGCUGGUUGUAUUGAUGAUCGGCGCUCUACGGGAGGGUUCGCCAUUUUUAUUGGUCCUAAUUUGGUCUCUUGGUAUGCCAGAAAAUAA